Molecule: messenger RNA, 555 nt
Organism: Drosophila subpulchrella
Lineage: Eukaryota; Metazoa; Arthropoda; Insecta; Diptera; Drosophilidae
Exons: 1
Coding region: 259-549 (96 amino acids)
Source: RefSeq, a predicted model, not a curated record
CCUGUUUAAAUCCUACGGAAAGACAAAUCGCUGCGAACCACAAAUAAAGCUUAAUAAUAGUCUAAAAAAAAGUCUCAAAUAUACUUGACUGUAAAACUUUCCACUGAGACAAUUGUUCAAAUACUAAGAGCGUAAAUAAAGAUUUCUGGUUAAAUCAACGAAUCGGCCAAAAUUAGCGAUACUUUUCCUAUAAAAAGCUGUAUGCUGUGUGUGAUUGGAAAGUAGUUUUCGCAAUAACUUCUAAGACUCAAGUUCAAAAUGCGUUCGCUGAUUGUCUUCGCUCUGUUGGCCUUCUUGGCUGUUGCCUUUGUGGCUGCCCGUCCUGCUGAGGAUGAGGAAUCCUCCUCUUUGGCUGUGGUGGAAAUUCCUGCUUUGGAUUCGACCAACAAUGGCGAGGAAACUUCCGAAGCUUCUGCCGUUGAGGAUGAGUCUACCACUGGUGCUUCGGUCGAAAAGCACAUUCGUCCCUUCUGGCCCAGGUUCGGAGGUCACGGUCCAGUUGUGAUCAGGCGUCAUCCUGGUUUUGAAACCAUCCUACCAGUUCUAUAAACUUGU